AUGGACGCAAAACCACCGGUAUCACAUUCUUUAUGGUCACCUUAUGAUACAGUACGAGAUGCUGCUGAUUCUCUAGGUAUUACAAUAUCUGAUGAAACAGCUAAAAGUUUGGCUAUGGAUGUUGAAUAUCAUAUUCAUGAAAUUAUAGAAACCGCAGUUAAAUUCAUGAGACAUUCUAAAAGAAGACAAUUAACCACAACGGAUAUAAGUUAUGCUUUAAAAAUACUUAAUAUUGAACCAUUAUAUGGAUAUGAUAAUUCACAACCUUUAAAUUAUAAAGAAACUAUGGUUGGAGCAGGUGGACAAACAUUAUACUAUAUUGAUGAUAAUGAAAUUGAAUUUGAAAAAUUGAUUAAUCAAGAAUUACCAAAAGUUCCACGUCAAGUUAAUUUUACAGCUCAUUGGUUAGCUGUUGAAGGAGUUCAACCUAUGGUUCCUCAAAAUCCAUUACCUAGUGAAAUUAAAAAUUUACCUGCUGUUGUUAGAGGUGCUACUAGUACAAUGUUGGGUAAUGAUAUUUUAAGUCUUGGAAAUAAUAAUAAAAAUGAUGAUUCUGAUUCAACAUCUAAUGGAAAUAAAAAAUCAGGUUCUGGAAAUGGUUCAUCUACUACUGGUAAUACAACAACAACAACGACUGAAAAGGAUUUGGAAAUUAAACCAUUGAUUAAACAUGUUUUAUCUAAAGAAUUGAAAUUAUAUUUUGACAAAGUUGUUGAAGUUUUAAUAUCAACUGAUCCAGAAAAAGAACAUUUAAAAAAUGCAGCUUUAACUUCUUUGAAAAAUGAUCCUGGUUUACAUCAAUUAGUUCCUUAUUUUAUUCAAUUUGUAGCUGAACAAAUUACAAAUCAAUUAAGAAAUAUUGAAAUCUUAUCAACCAUGUUGGAAGUAAUACUGGCAUUAGCUGAUAAUAAAACAAUAUUUUUAGAUCCUUAUGUUCAUGCUUUAAUGCCAUGUAUAUUAACUUUAUUAUUGGCUAAAAGAAUUGGACCAAUAAUUAAAAAUCCUCAAUCUGAAGAAUCUAAAGAAAUUUUAAAAUCUCAAUUAGCAGUAAGAGAAUUUGCAGCUAUUUUAUUAGAACAUAUUAUUAAAGUUUAUGGUUCUUCUUAUAGUACAUUACGUCCAAGAGUAACAAGAACUUUAUUACGUGCAUUAUUAGAUUCUACAAAACCUAUAGGUACUCAUUAUGGUGCAUUAUUAGGUUUAAAAAAUAUGGGUUCUGAAGUUUUAAAAUUAGUUUUAAUUGGUAAUCUUAAAGUUUGGUAUUCUUCAGUUAUUGAAGAAAAUAAAAAUGAAUUUGAAAAGAAGAUUUUAAUUAAUACUGUUUUAGAAACACUUCGAAAAUUGAAAAUUGAUAAUAAAUUAUCCAAAGGUGAUAUAGAUGAUAAUAUGGAUGUUGAUGUAUCUGAUGAAAUUAAAGAUAAAUUAAAAGAAAGAAUAGGUGGUCCAUUAGCUGAAUUAGUAAUUGAACAAUCAGAUGGUAAACAAAUAAUCAAUGGAAUUUUCUUUGGUGAAGUAGCUAUAUAG
Messenger RNA from Candida tropicalis MYA-3404, 1524 nucleotides. RefSeq names its product Taf60p (gene TAF60). Gene Ontology annotation, molecular function: protein heterodimerization activity; transcription coactivator activity; RNA polymerase II general transcription initiation factor activity. NCBI's taxonomy places the organism in Eukaryota, Fungi, Ascomycota, Pichiomycetes, Serinales, Debaryomycetaceae. Gene Ontology annotation, biological process: RNA polymerase II preinitiation complex assembly; transcription initiation at RNA polymerase II promoter. Gene Ontology annotation, cellular component: SLIK (SAGA-like) complex; transcription factor TFIID complex; SAGA complex. The transcript has a single exon. The coding region runs from base 1 to 1524 and encodes 507 amino acids. The record is from RefSeq and is a predicted model, not a curated record.